Messenger RNA from Condylura cristata (star-nosed mole), 3858 nucleotides. RefSeq names its product sphingosine-1-phosphate receptor 3 (gene S1PR3). Gene Ontology annotation, biological process: G protein-coupled receptor signaling pathway. The transcript is spliced from 2 exons. The record is from RefSeq and is a predicted model, not a curated record. The coding region runs from base 400 to 1536 and encodes 378 amino acids. Gene Ontology annotation, molecular function: sphingosine-1-phosphate receptor activity. Gene Ontology annotation, cellular component: membrane. Lineage: Eukaryota; Metazoa; Chordata; Mammalia; Eulipotyphla; Talpidae.
CGGGGUGGACGGGCUGUCUGGAGCGCCCGGCGCAGGACCCGCCCCAGCUUUCAACGUGUUCGUGAGGCGGCUGAGGGGGCAGAGGCAGAGGGGCUGAUGCCGGGACACGCGACUGGCACCAGGAGUCCUGGCAGGACCGGCCCCCUUCCGACCAGACCCAGGAACAACCCCGAGACCCAGGACUCUCCCGGUCCCCCAUUCCAGCUCGCUUCCGAAGGAGGAAGGGGUGCCAGGAUAUCGGUGGCCCAAGUGCUCCCCGGACUGAGGAGCCUGUUCCCAGCACCUCAGCUGUCAUCUGACCUCUCCAUGGAAGCCUGAGUCUUUGUCUUCCCCCAAAAUGGAUGUUCCCGGGGCGCCCUCUGCUGGAAUUUGGAACUAAGUGUCUGUGAACUUCAAGUGAUGGCGGCAGUGGUCCUGCAGCUGCCCAACCCUCCACCCGGCAAUGAGACCCUGCUCGAACAUUACAACUACGUGGGCAAGCUGGAGGGCAGACUGAAGGACGCGGCGGAAGGCAGCCCCCUCACCACCGCCCUGUUCUUGGUCAUCUGCAGCCUCAUCGUCCUGGAGAACUUGAUGGUUCUGAUCGCCAUCUGGAAAAACAAUAGAUUUCACAAUCGUAUGUACUUUUUCAUCGGCAACCUGGCUCUCUGUGACCUGCUGGCCGGCAUCGUAUAUAAGGUCAACAUUCUGAUGUCGGGGAAGAGGACGCUCAGCCUGUCUCCUACCGUCUGGUUCCUCCGGGAAGGCAGCAUGUUCGUGGCCCUGGGGGCAUCCACCUGCAGCUUACUUGCCAUCGCCAUCGAGCGCUACUUGACCAUGAUCAAAAUGAGACCUUACGAUGCCAACAAAAAGUACCGCGUGUUUCUGCUGAUCGGGAUGUGCUGGCUGAUUGCCUUCUCGCUGGGCGCCUUGCCCAUCCUGGGCUGGAACUGCCUGCACAAACUCUCCGAGUGCUCUACGAUCCUGCCCCUGUAUUCCAAGCAUUACAUCGCCUUCUGCAUCAGCAUCUUCAUAGCCAUCCUGCUGACUAUCGUGAUCCUGUAUGCGCGGAUCUACUGCCUGGUGAAGUCCAGCAGCUGCAGGGUGGCGAACCCCAACAACUCGGAGCGCUCCAUGGCGCUGCUGCGCACGGUGGUGAUCGUGGUGAGCGUGUUCAUCGUCUGCUGGUCCCCGCUCUUCAUCCUCUUCCUGGUGGACGUGGCCUGCAGGGUGAAGGAGUGCCCCAUGCUGUUCAAGGAGCAAUGGUUCGUGGUGCUGGCUGUGCUCAACUCCGCCAUGAACCCGGUCAUCUACACGCUGGCCAGCAAGGAGAUGCGGCGGGCCUUCUUCCAGCUGGUGUGCAAUUGUCUGGUCAAAGGCAGAGGCACCCGCUCCUCACCUGUCCAGCCUGCUCUCGACCCCAGCAGAAGCAAGUCCAGUGGCAGCAACAACAGUAGCCCCGGCCCAAAAAGCAAGGAAGACCUUCCCCAGGUGACCACCUUGCCUAGCAUCAUCGACAAAAACAAACCCCUGCAGAAUGGCGUUCUCAGUCAGUGAGGGUGCCGGCCUCAGGGAAGGGCUCCUGAGGUUAAAUCCUGGGAAGAGCGUCACCAGCUCAGCAGCCACGUACCUAUUUAUUGCCUGCCCCCUCCGAAGACCCUCGUCCAGCUGGGACAGGGAAGUGGCUGUGCCAGCGGUCACUUGGUAUGGGUAUCUCUUCUGGAGGGACUUGCAGACUCACGGGUCCAUUCCGGUUGGACAGCAUGCCUGUCCGUUUGGGCUCUGGGGUCUGGCUGAUGCCCAGGACUACUCUCGCUGGUCCUUCUCCAUUGCUCCUGGAGAAGGGAGGUCAAGGGUCAACAGUGUAGCCUGUGUUCCUCAGAACCUCGGGUGAAGUCUUAGUGACUUUAUCUCUGACCAUGCAGAGGGUGGGUUUUGUAUAUUUGUCUUUUUGUUACAUAGCCCACUAGUGUUUUUGCUCCUUUGCCAUCAGGGGCGUGUGAGCUGCGAGCAGUAUGUGGCAGUCACACACAGGUGAUGCCAGUGUGUCUGGCAGAAGCCCUGGGCACAAGGAUGCAGCUGCAAGCACGCUGGGGAAGAGGUACAGUCCGUCUCCUCCAACUGACUACAGGUCUGUGGUCAGCUGUUUUAAACUCGCACAGUCCAAAAGUGGCUUGGGGGCUGACCCAAAACAGCCCUGCGACUGUGCCCCUGGACAUGCCGGUGUCUGAGGGUCUGGGUGACAGUCAGCAAGUUGGGGCUUGUGCCCACUUCUCUUCUGCCUAAUUUUAAGUAGAUCCAAGAGCCAAAACGCAAGUCACCAAAAGCUAACCAAGGUGUUGGGGAGCUGUGCUUCAGAGCCACCAAGGAAAGAACCCAUGCAGCAAGCAGCCGCUGUCUGUUGAACAUAAUGGAACGUUCCAUUGAAUCGGGAGAGUUUGCCAGAUAGCACUUUGAUCCUAUGUUGAGCUGGAUUCUGUCUCAGAGGAGCAGCAAGUCAACAUCCUUCCCUGUGGAAGUCCAGCCUUCAGGCAGAGUCCCCCCGCUUCCCGGAGGGCUCUCCACAGAGAUUGGGACAGCUGCUGCAUGGUCAGGAGGGGCUGCCAAUUCCUCCCAGACAAGCUCUCUCGGGACCCCCGAGAUCUUGCUUCCUCACAGGCGGAAUCUGUGUUGCCCUUCACUUUGUAAAGGGGCUUAGAAGGUGGACCUCCUCUCGCGUGCCCUCCCCUGGGGUUCUACUUGCCAGGCAGAGGAGCUACACAUAUUGGUGAAGCACUUAAGUGACUGGUCAGUGAUUUACAAAAGCAAACAACCCUCCAAGGAGUCUUACUUGAGUAACCCUCACAUGGGAGCCCCUGAAGAUUUUUAGGUUCAGAGAGAAUUUUUAGUACGGACCAAAAGGCUCAUCUUUUAUGUCACUUUUGGGCUAUCUGCUGGAAGCCCCUCUUACUGAGGCACAUUUUCGGGAUAAACAUGUACCAAUGUCCUUCUUUUUGUUAAUGACGAGACGAGCCCUUAUGUCUCAUCAAUUUAAGUCCAAAAUGUAGGGAGACAUUUUGUUGUCUCCUUUAUUUUAUGAACUAGCUUGAGAAAAUUCAGGGCAUUUCUAGAAAAGUUAAGCCGUGUGGUACUGGGUUAAGAAAACAAAUAAGCAAACAAAAGGCAUCAGAGGGUCAAAGACUUGGGUAUCGCAUUUCCACUUAGGCAAGGACUAAGUGGUUUUCGAACUUUCUAUCAGUUCUAAGUGGUGUUGGGAACUCUGGGGCCCUGGUGCUGAUAUUAGUGACACUUCACACCACCAUCCAGAGUUCUCUUUGAGAUAACACAAAAUUUUCAAGGGAGCUGAAUGAAACCUAUGAUGUAGUGACUGUGCUCAUUUGCUAUAUCCAAAAAGUAAUCAUUGAUUCCAGUGAGCACACUCCUCCCUAGCCAGUGGGUGAUCACACAGACCUGGGCAUGUGAUGCCCCAGAGAAGCCACGUGUCCGACCUCAGUCAGGUAGUAGCCCUUAUUAUGUCUAAUGUAUGUUUGUCAAAAAUAAAAUCAAUUGCCUUUGUAUAAGCCUGUUGUUCGGGGUGUUCGUGUGAGCAUGCUUUCACCAGGACACCUGGAGGGGUGCACGCUGGUAGCCCGAUCUCUCACCUGGGACCUGCAUUUCUAAACCACCUGCAGACUUCCCAAUCAGCUGUAUUCACCACCAGCACAGCCAGUGCCCGUGGUACUUCAGUGUGCCAGAGGCGCUGCGGUCACGCCAAUGUCAGGUCAGUGGACUGAUGGGGAGAGCAUCUUAGCUGCCCAGGCAGUGAAGUGCGGUCCAGAGAAAGACCUGGAUGUUUGGCUGUGCUCCAUCUGCCACAAAGGAGAGUAAGUUUGAGCCAAC